This is a messenger RNA of Somion occarium, 2419 nucleotides long. Lineage: Eukaryota; Fungi; Basidiomycota; Agaricomycetes; Polyporales; Cerrenaceae. The record is from the annotation of a GenBank genome assembly.
UAUUGUGAACAGCACAAAGUACAAAGAGUGAAAGAGACAAGGCCAUUCGAAGCGCCUACAGCCACAGACGCGUCGACACGACCACGUGGAUACGCGCGCGCUCCGUCGCGUCGAAGUUGUCCUCUUUCUCUCGCGGUUACACGCUGCUUGCCUUUUCGUGCCCAUCCAAAGCUGUUAGUAUCCAUUUUUCAAAGUAAUGCAACUGCAGACAACAUCUUACAAGUCGUUUUCCAUGUUGUCACAGCGAUACCCCUAGGUUAGAUUUAUGCAAUAGCCUGAGCCAUCAUCUACAAGUCACAGUUCCCAGCCUAAAGGGAUCCUUCGAGAAGAACAUCCUCUUUGUUGAAGUGCAAUACGUCUAAAGCGAUCCGGGUGAGUGGUUUGCUGGGGUCCCAAACGCAUACAUACUCAUCUUCAAUAGCUCAAUCAUGUCGCAACAGAAACAAGUCAUGUCAGGCCUGCGGUCUAUCAAAAGAGAUUUCUCUUCCAACCCUGUACCAUCAUCGAGUCAGGAUAGCACCCCAAGCUCUUCUCAAUCUGGUACACGAACGCUCUCUGGAAUGGAGAAACGUUUGAGAGAUAUACAGGCUGCACUAGAUGAACGUGCUGCAUGUACAGAGAAAGUCCUUGCAAGUUAUCCAAGCUCUCAAUCCGGCCUUUCUUCUUCAUCAUCAAAUUCUACCCUUAAACGUCCUGCCACGACACAUCCUGAACCCGCCAAUAAACGUCGACAACUGCCCUCUUCUUGGAAUAGGGACCCACCUACCGCGCAUACCACACAGUCGCGAAAUACCAUCGGCACCGUAACUCCCAAGACUUCUUCUGUCCCUACCAAGCCCGGCCUUGUGGCACUGAGCCAGGAACAGACGCAUAUAUUGAGACUUGUUGAGCAAGGCAAUAGUGUAUUCUAUACCGGAAGCGCUGGAACUGGUAAAUCGGUCCUCCUUCGCGAGAUUAUCAAGACUCUCAAGAAGAGAUACAGCAAGGUUCCCGACGCGAUUGCGGUGACGGCUUCCACUGGCAUUGCCGCUUGUAAUAUCGGUGGUGUAACAAUACACUCUUUUGCCGGUAUCGGCUUGGGCAUCGAAGAUGCAGAGCAUCUCGCAACAAAGGUGAAGAAGAAUAAGAAGGCUAUGGCACGGUGGCUAAGAACGAAGGUCCUGAUCAUCGAUGAAGUGUCCAUGGUUGACGGUGAACUGUUCGACAAGCUCGCAAGGAUGGGCAGCUUCCUUCGAAGACAUGUUGAGCCCUUCGGUGGUAUCCAGUUGGUUGUCACUGGCGACUUCUUCCAGCUUCCGCCUGUGAACAAAGGUGGACAGGUCAAAUUCGCCUUUGAAGCAGAGUAUUGGAAACAAGCCAUUAAGAAUACCUUCAACUUGACUCAAGUCUUCCGUCAACGGGAUCCCGAGUUUGUCGACAUGCUGAACGAAAUGCGCUUCGGUCGACUGACGCAGAAAAGCAUCAUGAAAUUCAAGCGCCUCGAGCGAGAAAUUGACUAUGAGGACGGUGUGAGUGCGACUGAACUGUUUCCCCGACGAGAAGAUGUUGAGAACUCUAACCGUCUUCGAAUGUCUGGAAUCCAAGGCUCUCACGAACACAUCUACACUGCUAGUGACGGUGGAGUGUUAUAUGGAACUGAUCAAGGCACGAAGAUGCUAGCGAAUUUCAUGGCACCACAACAGCUCAAGCUCAAAGUUGGCGCUCAGGUCAUGCUGAUCAAGAACAUGGACGAAUUUCACGUGAAUGGCUCCAUGGGUACCGUAGUUCAGUUCUCAGAUGGGACCGAUUGGACCGCCUAUCCCCCACCGGAGGAGGACGGGCCUAAGAAGCCAACAUCCAAAGGGCCAGCAGGAAAUGAGAAAAAGCCAGCAGGUGGCAUGGUGUGGCCUGUUGUGGAAUUUCUCACCAGCCGACGUCGGAUUCUCAUUCAGCCCGAGGUAUGGAAGGUGGAGCUGCCGAAUGGGGAAAUCCAAGUCAGUCGAACACAGGUACCAUUGAUCCUAUCUUGGGCCAUGUCUAUCCACAAAUCGCAAGGACAAACACUUGAGCGAGUCAAGGUCAACUUGGCCAAGGUAUUCGAGAAAGGUCAGGCAUAUGUCGCUCUGUCGCGCGCGACGUCUUUAGAGGGACUCCAGGUCUUGCAUUUCGAUCCGGCAAAGGUCAAGGCACAUCCCAAGGUCGUCGAAUGGAGUAGGACCUUGCAGACUAUUUCAGAGUAAACAGCACAAUGAGGAUCAUAGCACACAUCGCGUACCAUAUUCUUGAGCUGACUUAUGCUACUAUAUAUGUACCAUUAUCGACGGAGGCACCAUACAGCCACGCAUACGCUGUUAAUUGCUCUAUCCGUACAUACCUUUACAUCGAAGACGCGAAGAUUUAGACUAAGCUGGAACCGUCGAGGAUAGUACGUAAGAACUGU